AUGUUCAUGGACGAGGAUUUCAGUAUAAGUGAUAUGGAGGAGGCCAUGGAGGAGGAAGAUGAGGGCGAAGAAUACCAACAAGAGAGUGCAUUGGAGCGCAUAUGGGUUGCAUCAUGCUGGAAGUUUCCAUGGCUACAUGACCCUGUUCAACUUACACCACGGCUCAGUCUCGAUGACACUACCAAGGCAUCAGUGAGGGCUUCUACCGCAAGAGCUUUUGGGAUACCAGAACUGGCAACUCUGCCGCCAGAGGUCUUACAAAUGAUCAAGUCAUUUGCGCCGCAUCACUCGUUGUGGAAGUUCAGCUCCAUCCAAAAUGUUGCAGAAAGUAUGUCUUCGUCUGGAACUGAUAUCGAGAGUUACCCGUUGGCCAGCAUCAAGUCAUGGCAACGUGGACAACCAGUUGUUUGUGAUAAAGACGACUUGAAGAAUUUCGUUCUCAGACUAACUGUUGAUCGUGAUGGCCUUAAGCAAAUUGAGAAACUGGAGAGCUGGCCUGAGUAUAGUCAGGUUCGGUCUAAUGCUUUUGCUUAUCUCUUCGUCGUGCCCUUCCGAGCAACAAAAGCACAUGUUGAUUUCAAGCUUGGGCGAGCCUUCUUGAAAAAGGAGAUAGGAUUCGGAUACGGGGAGUUUUGGGACACGCCGAACCCUCCAGAGAAGGGACUGAGCAUGUUUGCUACACCACUCCUCCGCUUUAGUUCCACCCGUUUCCGAACGGUAGACCUUUGUAACAUCACCGGUCUGACAUUCUUCUACUUCAGAGGUUAUAUAAUGGGGGUUCACGCUCACACAGCCGACUCCCCAGCAGCAACAUCCACUUUCAAUGAGAUUUCAGCAAUAGAUCCGAAGUACUUGAUGUGGGCGUAUGUACCAAUUUCAAGAAAAGACAGUCUUAUGAGGAUUGGUGUACGCGACACUCUGACGAUAUACGUGCCCCCGACGUUUUUGAAACCGACAGUGCUGAUAUCAACUAAGCUCGCCGGCGAAUUCGCGCUAGGCCCUGAUUAUGGAUAUGCCGAGGAGGUAUUCUUAUCAGAAAAGGAGCCGACCGUGUUUGUGUACAAUGUCCCGCAUAAACGAGGGUACGGUAUGUACGGAGCAGUGAGUGACCAGGAAGGUGACGAACCUUCAGCACCAUUCCCUCGACUUUUUCCCAGCGAAGAGGGUCCCCCAUACCGUGGCCGCAUUCAUUUCGAGGCUCCCGCAAAGGGCAUCGUUCACGUCGAUGUCUAUUAUAAUGAGGCCAACGGGUACUGUAAAGGACUCCUCCUCGAAUAUGCCAAUGGUGCUCAGCGGGCAUUGGGCCAAUGCCGUGUCGGGGUCGACCGUUUCAAGGCCCACGAGCAUGGAUCUAACGACUUCGAUGAUUGGGUGUGUAUGCCAACAACAAAAGGAUACCUCCGGUUCGGGUGCGAUCACAAGAUAGCCAGCUUGGACAUGUAUACUCUACGAAGCGAGGAAGAGGAGGAUGAGUAA
Messenger RNA from Fusarium tjaetaba, 1476 nucleotides. RefSeq lists its product as uncharacterized. The transcript is spliced from 5 exons. NCBI's taxonomy places the organism in Eukaryota, Fungi, Ascomycota, Sordariomycetes, Hypocreales, Nectriaceae. The record is from RefSeq and is a predicted model, not a curated record. Bases 1 to 1476 code for a protein of 491 amino acids.